This is a messenger RNA of Ectocarpus siliculosus, 3617 nucleotides long. The record is from the annotation of a GenBank genome assembly. Lineage: Eukaryota; Phaeophyceae; Ectocarpales; Ectocarpaceae.
AUGACCUCGGCAGCAUCAGAAGAAAAAAUGGACCUGGAGGCGAAUGCCAUGGAAAUACGCAAGGCACGCGAGUCGUCGUCCAUCUUUCCUCCCAACAGGGGGGACUCGAUCCAGGAGCUGGCGUUCUUGGAUCUCAAGUACGAGGUGGAGAACAUCAGGCCGGGCAUGGAGGCGGAAACCCUUAAGGUGUUGGAAGGCGUUUCCGGCCAGGCCAACUCCGGAGAGAUGCUCGCGCUGAUGGGUCCCUCAGGCAGCGGGAAGACCAGCCUCCUCAACGUCCUCGCACAACGAGUCCCGCACAAGAGCGUGACCGGGAGCGUUUUCGUGGAUGGCAGUCCGCUGUCCAAAUCCUUCAAGAGGCGGAUGGGCUUCGUAUUCCAGGACGACAUGUGCCUGUGGAACCUCACGGUGAGGGAAACGGUCAUGUUUGCCGCGAAGCUGCGCCUGCCCCAGUCCACCCCGGACAAGGAGAAGCACGAGCGCGUCGCGGAGCUCCUUGAGCUGCUGGGCCUGUCGCAUGUCGCCGACGGCAUCAUCGGGAAGGAAGGAAGGAGGGGCAUAUCGGGGGGAGAGCGGAAGCGUGUCAGCAUCGGGGUCGAGCUCAUCACCAGCCCGGACGUGUUGUUUCUUGACUCCAGCACGGCGCUGAGCAUCACGCACGUGCUGCGAACGCUCACCCGGAAGGGCAUGAUCGUCGUCUGUUCCAUCCACCAGCCGAGGUCCAACAUCUUCUCAGAGUUCGACAAGGUGCUGCUGCUCAGCAAGGGCAACACCGUCUACUACGGCUCCAGGAGCACCAUCGUCAAGUACUUUGAGGCCCUGGGUUUGGAACUCCCUCCAGAGACCAACUCGGCCGACUGGAUCCUCGACUUGACGACAUCCUCUACGAUCGUACAGGGCGGGAAGACCCUCACCCAAGCCUACCAGCAACGCGCAUUGGGGCCUCUCUCGUCGGACAUGGCCGUCCCCACGGCAUCCACCGUCACCAAGACGCGAGAUAGGCUCAAGGGCAGCGGGUCGGACAAGUCCGAGUGGGUCACGUCUUUCGGCUACCAGCUCAAGGUGCUCCUGCAGAGGCAGAGUCGACAGUCUAGGGGAGAGGUCUUCAACUCGGUCAACUUGACCCAGAUUUUCGUUGUCGCCCUGAUAGCCUCCGCCAUCUGGUGGCAGAGCGAAAACGUUUCGGACAUCGCGGGCACCAUGUUCUUCAUCUCCAUCCAGCAAGCUUUCAACGGCCUGAACACAAGCAUGCGCGUGUUUCCUCCCGAGCGAGGCCUGAUGAUCCGGGAGCGAUCCACGGGUUCCUACCGCGUUGGGCCGUACUUUCUGGCCAAGUCGACCAGCGACAUCGGCCUCUACACCGCAGCCCCGAUCCUAUACGCCACGGCCGUGUACUGGUGCGUGGGCUUGAGGCCCGAGGCCGGCGCGUUCUUCACAUUCUUGCUGCUCUUCAUGGGACAGGUCAUUGUCGGGCAGAGCAUAGGGCUGCUGAUCUCGACGUCCAUUGCGGACAUCUUCACGGCCCAGUCGUUCAGCUUUGUGCUGAUCCUGUCCCUGAUGCUCUUCGGCGGUUUCUACGUGAACAACAACAACGUGCCGGAGGGACUAGGGUGGCUCAAGUACCUGUCCUUCCUGUUCUACGGGUUCGGGGGGCUCCUGCACAACGAGUUCCACGGGCGGGAGUACUCUUGCGAGAACGCCACGGGCAAGGGGCUGUCAGGCCUGGACGCGUGCGCGACGAACGGGUCCGGCACGGUCACAGGACAGGACAUCCUGGACGAGUUCGGAUUCUCGAACGUGAACGUUUGGCAAAACGUCGGCAUCCUCGCAGCGAUGAUCGUCGGCAUGAGGUUCCUGACGUACCUUUUGAUGCGGAGAUUCACAAAGACGAGGACAUGAACGCCGCGUAUGUUAAUAAUGCCGGUAUUUUGUCAAAUAUGGUAGGCGGAGGCUGGCUUUGGGGCGAACGUCCCGCGCUGCUCGGUGUUGUGCCUGUGAUAAAAUAUCGGGUGUCCGCUGCCGUUACAGAAUGAAUAGAAAAAAUAACUCGUGGUAACUUUAAGGUGUUCUCUAUGGGUGUUUUGAAAGCGAAAUGAUGUCGUUGAUGGACCUAGGCAGAGUGGGGUUCGGUAGGGCGGGGUUGGAUGCGAGCCAGCUUGGUUCGCCGGUGGCAGUCAAAGGGGGCGAAAGGCUUCCGGGACGCUGAACUUGCGGAAGGAAGCGGCCUGCGGGUGCGAGGGUUGUACGAUAGGUUUGUGGGUAGGAAAAACGUGGCCAUCAAACAACGCAGGGGUCAUCAACUUUGUCUCUCUCUUUGUCGACAUUGUGAGGAGCACGCUGUUCCUUGAUUGUGAGGUGAUUUGUGCAGCUUGGUGGUACAGGGCCAGGCAGAAAUGGCAGUGGGUGGCGGCGGCAGUGAACCCUGCAGCGGCAAAGCAGGUGGAUGUGGCUUCCUUGUCUUUUGUUGGGGAUGUAAACAUGCAUGUGGGGGAAGGCACCUACAAAUAGGUCCCUAUCCUGGAGCUCGUUGUAGAGAUUUCAUAUUUUGUUUCGAUUUUUGAGGACAAUACUAUAGGACGGUAUGCAUGUGUUGGCACAGUUCAGGUCUUCGUCUCGAAGACCAGUCAUUGGUUGGGGAUGCACGUUAUUGAGACUCGUGUGAACAAUCUUCGAGUGGGAGCGUAGCUGCUGCAAGCGUACACCCUUCGUGCAACGUUGGUGCCAAAGUCACGAACAAGUUUUUGGAGAAAACCGCGUCUGUCUCUUCUCGGUCUUCUCUUGUCACCGAAGUGAUUUCGUGCUUCGAUUUUCGCGACCCCCUCGAUGACACACCGAAGCUCCACGCAAUUUUUGAGCCGCCCCCCGACGGCCUGAGCAACCAAGCGGCCAUCGCAUCGCCCGUGUCGCAUGACGGUACGCUCCAUCAGUACGUUCAAUGCGGUGUUGUGCUUGCGUGUGUUCAUGGAGAGCCAAGGCAACCGAAACUAAAACACUUCAUGCAGUGUUUUUUUCAUUUAGUUUGUCUAUUUUGCAAGUAACUUGCGUGGGUGGAUGGUUUUUCAUGUGUCAGCGUGCAGCGGGGGCGAGAGCCUUGACGGCGGCACCUGGGACGGAAUAUUCCAGGUGUGGGGGGGUAAACUUGUGUACUUAGUUUUAGAACGUGUCACCUGUGCCUUGGUAGUAUCUUGAGCCCCCCACGCAUUCGUAGGUCAAGUCUAUGCGGGGAACCGGCACGGCUGGUGCGAUCCCGGCGAAACACCCCGGUCUACGGUGGUAGUUACGAUAGAAUCAUGUGAGUUUUCUGUCUUGAUCGGCGAUCUUGGGUUGUUUUUGAUUGGUUAAUAUUCAUGUAUUGCUUGGCCUCGUGUCUCGCGGGAGCGGUGAUGGGCUCUGUGUACGAUCUCCUUUGUCUGGCUGUUUCGGGCACUAUUUAUGUUGUACUCUUACCGCGUUUGUGUUGAUUUGUCUGCGUCCGUUGUUAUCUCUCCCAGAUAGUUCUUCGGUACCGUCUCAUGGGUCUGUAGUUAGUCAGCGACCACAUAAUGUCUCCGUCAGUUGGUAUCGAUGCUAUACGGUGCUGAGCUGAGGUAGACGGGUGAUAAAAAUAUGACAACAGG